This is a messenger RNA of Siniperca chuatsi (mandarin fish), 5052 nucleotides long. RefSeq names its product RNA 2',3'-cyclic phosphate and 5'-OH ligase (gene rtcb). The record is from RefSeq and is a predicted model, not a curated record. Lineage: Eukaryota; Metazoa; Chordata; Actinopteri; Centrarchiformes; Sinipercidae. Gene Ontology annotation, biological process: tRNA splicing, via endonucleolytic cleavage and ligation. Gene Ontology annotation, cellular component: nucleus; tRNA-splicing ligase complex. The transcript has 12 exons. Gene Ontology annotation, molecular function: RNA ligase (ATP) activity. The coding region runs from base 133 to 1650 and encodes 505 amino acids.
AUGCCAAAUUAACAACCGCGUUUUGCUGUCAAAACGCUUGCGAGCUUCCGUACCGCUCUGACUGGUGGCACUGGGCAUCAGUUGAAACGCAGCAUUAAACUCUGUGACAUUAAACCUUUUGGGAUCCGAACAAUGAGUCGAAGUUAUAACGAUGAGCUGCAGUAUCUGGAGAAGAUCAGCAGGAACUGCUGGAGGAUUAAAAAGGGUUUUGUUCCCAACAUGCAGGUUGAAGGAAACUUCUACGUGAACGAUUCACUGGAGAAACUGAUGUUUGAGGAGCUUCGUAACGCCUGUCGAGGAGGAGGUGUGGGCGGCUUCCUUCCGGCCAUGAAACAAAUCGGGAACGUGGCAGCGCUGCCUGGGAUCGUACACAGGUCCAUCGGCCUCCCAGACGUUCACUCCGGAUAUGGAUUUGCGAUUGGAAACAUGGCGGCCUUCGACAUGAACAACCCGGACGCUGUGGUGUCUCCAGGCGGCGUUGGUUUUGACAUAAACUGCGGCGUCCGUCUGCUGAGGACGAACCUGGACGAGGGAGACGUUCAGCCGGUGAAGGAGCAGCUGGCCCAGUCGCUGUUCGACCACAUCCCAGUGGGAGUCGGGUCCAAGGGAGUCAUCCCCAUGGGGGCCAAGGACCUGGAGGAGGCUCUGGAGAUGGGGGUGGACUGGUCUCUGAGGGAGGGCUACGCCUGGGCCGAGGACAAGGAGCACUGCGAGGAGUACGGCAGGAUGCUGCAGGCCGACCCCAACAAAGUCUCCUCCAAGGCCAAGAAGAGAGGCCUGCCGCAGCUGGGGACUCUGGGAGCAGGAAACCACUACGCUGAGAUCCAGGUGGUGGAUGAGAUCUACAACGACUACGCCGCCAAGAAGAUGGGCAUCGACCACAAAGGUCAGGUGUGCGUGAUGAUCCACAGCGGCAGCAGAGGCCUCGGACAUCAGGUCGCCACAGACGCUCUGGUCGCCAUGGAGAAGGCGAUGAAGAGAGAUAAGAUCACGGUGAACGACCGUCAGCUGGCGUGCGCUCGCAUCACGUCACAGGAAGGACAGGACUACCUGAAGGGGAUGGCUGCCGCAGGAAACUACGCCUGGGUCAACCGCUCGUCCAUGACCUUCCUCACCAGACAGGCCUUCUCUAAAGUGUUUGGCACCACGCCGGACGACCUGGACAUGCACGUCAUCUACGACGUUUCUCACAACAUCGCCAAGGUCGAAGAGCACAUGGUGGACGGGAAGCAGAGGACUCUGCUGGUCCACCGCAAAGGAUCCACCCGAGCUUUCCCCCCACACCACCCCCUCAUCCCCGUAGACUACCAGCUCACAGGUCAGCCGGUGUUGAUCGGAGGGACGAUGGGGACCUGCAGUUACGUCCUCACAGGGACCGAACACGGCAUGACGGAAACGUUCGGCACCACCUGCCACGGAGCGGGUCGCGCUCUGUCUCGAGCAAAGUCCCGCAGGAACCUGGACUUCCAGGACGUCCUGGACAAACUGGCCGACCAGGGCAUCGCCAUCCGAGUCGCUUCCCCCAAACUGGUCAUGGAGGAGGCUCCUGAGUCGUACAAAAACGUGACGGACGUCGUCAACACGUGUCACGACGCUGGAAUCAGUAAGAAGGCGAUCAAACUGAGGCCGAUCGCUGUGAUUAAAGGCUGAAGCUGCACGACUCGACGUCUAAAGACAAUUUGCACGCAACAAAGGAUGUCAUGAUGCUUAAAAACCCAAGAGACUCGUGUUCAGGAAAACAGAAGAUAUUUGCUUCAUUUUUUCUUUGUUUUUUUGGAAUGAAUUUAUGUUUGAGCACAGAGAGAAAAAUGAGAUUGAAAAUUUAAUUUCUAAGCUGAAAAUGUUUGUUUUUUUGUUCUGUGAUUCAAAUAAAGGUGAUCACUGAAUUUAAUGUGAUACACGCCGUUACAGUACACUCGCUCUACCUCAGCGGUAGAAGAAGUAUUCAGAUCUUUUACUUAAAGAUCGUAAAAAUAACAAUACAACGAUGUAAAAACACUCCAUUACAAGUGAAAGUACAGAGGCAUAAUCGGCUCAUAUCUGACUUUAUUAUUAUUAUUAAUACUGAAGCAUCAAUGUUAGAGCAGCAUUUUACUGUUGUAGCUGCUCGAGGUGGUUUUAACGACUUUAUAUACUGUUUGCUAGUUUAGUCCAGUGGUUCCCAACCUCGGGGUCGGGCCCCUCCAAAGGGUCACCAGAUAAAUCUGAGGGGUCGUGAGAUGAUUGAUGGGAGAGGAAAGAAGAAAAAACUAAGUUCUGAUGCAGAAAUCUGUUUUCAGUGAAAUGUUGGAUCAUUUAAACAGUUAUUGAAAUGAAACCAUGUGAGAAGUUUAGCAGAGAAAUGUCUCUUUGGUGGAACUGACGACAACUCGGACAUCUGAAACGUGACAAGGAGACAACUACACAGAUUUUGUGGUCACAAAGUUUAAGUUUUCUUUAAAUUGUAACUAACUAAAGCUGUCAGACGAAUGUAGUAAAGUUAAAAAGAACAAUAUUUCCCUCUGAGAUGAAGUGGAGUAGAAGUAGAAAGUGGCGUGAAAAGACUUGAGUAAAUGUAAGUAGUACAGUAAAGUACUAACAUUUACUGUACUACAGUAAACACUGCCAGAAUCCGUGGUAAUCAUGUGAGAUGAGAUCAUUUAGCUGUUGAUUUAUCCUGAGUUAUAUACUCAAACUUACCUUUUUCCUCUUGUUUUUCCUAAAAUCAUAAAACUACAUCUGAGCUCGUGAUGUGAAGCAAUAAAUAAAGCAGAGAGUUUGAUAUCUCAUGAUUAGUAAACACUUUAUUGGUUCUAAAAGAAGGUUUAUCGCCAUAUAAAAACAAAAUAAACAUUUCACCAUCAAUGAACAAAUGAAUUCAUUUGGCAAGUUUUUCCUUUUAUAUGAGCAAACCUCAGUUCCCUCUGCUGAAGAUGAUUUAAACAGAAAAAUAAAAAUAAAAACAGGCUGCAACAACCUGAAUAUUCAUCAAGCGUCUAAUGAAGCUGAUUUUUCAAGUGGUCAUGCUAUUUAGCACAGCUGAUUCUACUUUAACGGGUUUACUAAAGAAGAAUAGAUUUGACUUCUAGUGUCUGAGUGAAUACUAUGACGGUAAGAUGAGGAACACAAAUCACAUUAAAUCAUUACUUCAGGUGUUUGUGAUAUUUACCAUUCAAGUUGAUUGGACCUGGUUCAUAUAAGUUAACAGGUGAAUUAAGUGCAGAUCCUGACUGAGCCCACUGUGUCGGUGUUUCGUCAUUUUAGUGUUGAAACAGAUGCAUGUGUACGGAGGUGAAACUGUGACAAAACUGAAGACUUUAGAAGGAAUAGUUCAAUAUUUGGGCAAAAAUAUGCUUAUUUCUUUUUGAGAGCGAGAUGUUCAGAUGGAUCUCAAUCUCCCGUUUGCGUGUGUUGCUAACAGAGCUAAAGUCAGGACGUGGUUAGCCUAGCUUAGCGAGAAAUAGUUACAGCACUCCUGCUUAAACAAACAAGAUUCAACAUGUUAAUCAGUUAGCUUUAGGAGGUGUGCAUAGGUGUAUUUUUUAAACUUUGGACAGAGCCAGGCUAGCCGUUUUCCGUCUUUAUGCUAAGCUAAGCUAACCACAUCCUGAUUCAGGCUCUGUAUCGAACACAGAGACAUGAGAUUGAUAUCCAUCUGAACAUGUCACUCGCAGAUAGAAAGUAAACUUCCCAAGAUAUUGAACAAUUCCUCAAAAAAAAAGGAACGUAUCAGCUUAACACACUCAAACUGUUAAACUUAAAACAACUGUUAAAAAACAGUUUUUAGCAAUGUUUGCAUUCCUGAGCCCACACUGUAAUUUUUCUGCAGCUAACUGAAAAAAAAUAAAUAAAAAAUACAGAUUUAUAAGUCCAGUCUGAUAUUUUUUGGGGGAAAUCCUUUCAUUUGUUGCUUUUAUAUUUAUAGAUGAGAAGAUCACUUUCAUCUGUGCGUCCAGUCCAGAUGGCUCAAGCCCAGCUUAGCAUAAAGACUGAAAGCAGGGGGAAACUGCUAGCCAGUGUAGUAUAAUCACUAGGUACUUAUGGCUAGUUACUGUUUUUUAAUCUACAACAAAGUUAGCAUAUCGAACAGUAUGCCAGCUGGUUGUAGCUAGCUGUUAUAGUAUUUGUUUUUAGCUAAAAGACUGGACGCAGGGGGAAACUGCUAGCCUAGCUCCAUCAAAAGAGAAAAAUAAAAAUAAUCCACCCUUCAAAGCCGUCCGAGUCACAUACAGGUGUAGAAACAGAAAUUUAAAAACAAGACAUUGUGGUUUAGGAGCAGUUAUUUGUUGACAAACAACCACUGUGAUACAAGUAAUGAAAGUAAUAAAAUACACCUUUUAACAACUUAUGGAAAUGUCUGAUUUACAGUACAGAGUACAGAGAAAGGUCCAGCUUGUGUUACUGAAAGCAGGGACAAACUACUAGCCAGUGUAGCCACAAAACAGCUAGCAUAUAUUGACUAGGUAUUUAUAGUUUCUGGUUUGUUUUUUGUUGCUACAAACAGUAAGCGUAUUAAACAUUAAGCUAGCUGUUUGUAGCAAGUUGUUGCAGAUAACUGGUGCAAGUUUAAAGCAAAGCUUAGCAGAAAAGACUGGAAGACAGGAGGAAACUACUAGCCAGUACUGCUACAAAACAGCUAGCAUAAUUAAUGUUAUGUGUUCAUUAGCUAAAUUAUGUUAUGCAAAUUUCCCAAAUUGUUGAAUUAUUCCUUUAAAAAAAAAAAAAGGAACAAAGCACCUUACAACAACUCCAAACUACAGCUAGCAUACCUGAUGUUGGUAGCUGUUUGUACUAAGCUAGGCUCAACACAUCAAUGGUAUAUACCAGUUACCUACAAAGACUGGAAGCUGGGGGAAACUGCUAGCCUAGCUCCAUGUUUAUUGAACAGGUUUAGAAAUAGAAAUGUAAAAAAGGAGACAUUAUGGUUUUAGUAGCAGCAUCUGUUGACCAACAACUGCUGAGCAAACUCUUGGAUGGAUUGGUGACUAGACUGUUAGCUAACAAGAUACAACAUGUAAAUCAGACAGCUUUGGAGUUCUUUGAAGGUGGAUUUUUUUUCCUCUUUUGAUGGAG